AGGCCCAGUCGGGGAAUGGCGAAAGCGGAGCGCCGAGGUCCUGGUCAAAUUUCCAGGGACCGGCGCGACACGGAGCGCACGGAGCGACGGGCGCCAACGGGACGUCGGCAGCGCGAACACUCGCGCCGGCAUCGUGAGGAAGGUCGAAGGGAAGCGAUGCACAGGCGAGCACCUGAGCGAGAGACGCGGGAGACGCGGGAUCGCAGGAGAGGUGCCGAGCGAGAACGGGAACAACGGGAGCCACGGGAGCAUCGCUCUCGGUCCCGUCAAAGGAGACAUCAGAGGGAACGCAGUCGCGAGAGACGGCGGGCUGAGGCCCGCGAUCGCGGUGACCGCGGCGAGCGCCGCAAGGACCGCAAGGACCGCGAGGGCCGCAACGCCGAGCGCCGCAACGCCGAGGCCUCGCCGCGGCGCCAGGAGCGGCAGACCUCGGAGAGGCCUCGGAGGAGGGAUGAACGUGCUGCCGCGGGGGAACGCACAGAGAAACUCUUGGAGAAGAUCCAAGGAUCCCGGGAGAAGCGAGAAUCCAAGGCGACCAAGCAAGAGCCGAACGAUGUCAACAAGGCACCACCCUUUGUGGCCACCAGGGCCAAAGCGGCUCCCAGGCGCCCAGCCACCACCACAGCGCCUCCACCAAGGCCGAAGGGAACAGCUGGAGCUGGAACGGCUGCACGCGUGCCGGCAGUUGCAGCACCCAAGGUGGCCGCUAAAGCUAAAGCCGUUGCAGAUGGCAACGAGUCUGAGUAUACCUACACCGAAGCGUCUGAGUACACUUAUGAGGACGUGGAGGGUGAGGAGGAAGAAGAGGCGGUGGAAGUUGAGGACGAUGAAGACGACGAAUGAGGCAACCUCUAAGCCUUGGAUUUCAUUGCGCUGAUGCCGCAUCGCGACAUCUACAGCAUGCGCAAGAGACAGAACAAUUUCAAUCAGAACAUCCCAACACUGAACACAUUGAAAACACAACCAGACGAAAACACAUCAUGCCAUCCAAAUCAAUAUU
Molecule: messenger RNA, 1000 nt
Organism: Cladocopium goreaui
Lineage: Eukaryota; Dinophyceae; Suessiales; Symbiodiniaceae
Source: the annotation of a GenBank genome assembly